Messenger RNA from Plasmodium gonderi, 1122 nucleotides. RefSeq lists its product as hypothetical. The transcript has a single exon. Lineage: Eukaryota; Apicomplexa; Aconoidasida; Haemosporida; Plasmodiidae. Gene Ontology annotation, cellular component: nucleus. Bases 1 to 1122 code for a protein of 373 amino acids. The record is from RefSeq and is a predicted model, not a curated record.
AUGGAAAAGGAGGAGAGGAAAAAAAACAGUUGUGAUGAAAAUACACAUGCAGAAGCAAAAAAUGACAAAAAAGGCAACAUUUUGGAUGUGAAAAGAGAGUCAAGGAAGGGACGAAAUAAUGGAUCAACGAAGGAAUCGAAAGGGAACAAAGGACUCAGAGAGGUGAAAAAAUUGGACAAAGGAAAAAAAAAAAAAAAAAAAAAAGAACAUAAACAAUGGAGAAAAGCUGAAGAAAAACUGAAGAAAAAGAAGAAUUUGAACAAGUCAAAGAAAGCGAACCGUGGUGGAAACAAGGGGACCAACGAAAAAACAGAGAAUUCUGAAGACGAACGGGAUAGCCGAAAGGACGAACUCGUAGUCGAUUUCGAAUUAAUAGACCCAAGCGAUACGUACAAGGACAAUGUAAGAAUACUACUAAGAAGCACUGAGUUAUAUAACAAUUUAAAGUGUUCUGAACAGUUAAUAAAUGUUAUAUGUGACCAGCAAAACAUCGGGAAGUUUUUGAGCCUCCCAGGUCGCUCAAAUAGUGACAGCAGUGGCAACAAUUUAAACAGCGAGAGCGACAACGUGGUGGGAUUCCAAACCAUCAUCAACCUAAACCAGUACGAUGAAAUAAAGGAACUAAAAGAAUUUCUAACGAAUAAAAUGAAAAAAGGGAAUACCCUCGAUUUUCAAGAGAACAUAAAGGAGAUAACAAAACUGAUAAUGUCAGACAAGACAGGUAACAUAGGGUUAUAUAUCAGUAACAGGAUUAUAAACACUCCUAUUAAAUUAGUUCCGUUAAUUUACAAAAAUGUAAUUGAUGAUGUUUAUUGGUCGCAAGGAAUUGAAGAUUUAGAUGAAAGUGAAAAAAAAUUUUACUUUUUUGAUUAUAUCCUUUUUUAUACCAAGGUUUAUAAAAAUUUAGGGGAAGAAAUAAUUUUUGCAAAUUAUGAAGAGCAAUAUUUUUUUCAGCAUAAAAUAUAUCAUGUUAUGUGGAAUAAUAACAACAUAAAAAAGUUUUACGAAUUUUGCAAUAAUAAAAAUAAAGAGGUUACAUACAAAGAAUUUGUUACUAUUUUUAUCGUUCCUUUCAAUAAAGUUGAUGAAGCGGUCAAACAGAUGAUUCAGGAAGGAUAUUAG